Molecule: messenger RNA, 2721 nt
Organism: Colletotrichum karsti
Lineage: Eukaryota; Fungi; Ascomycota; Sordariomycetes; Glomerellales; Glomerellaceae
Product: AAA family ATPase
Exons: 2
Coding region: 1-2721 (906 amino acids)
Molecular function (GO): ATP hydrolysis activity; ATP binding
Source: RefSeq, a predicted model, not a curated record
AUGCGAUCGCGGCAAGCAGCCUUGAAUCAGACUUUGACCGAGAUGCGGAUCGAGGAACUUGAGUCGCAGCUGAAAGAGCUGAAAAUUGCUGUCGACGGUCUACCCGAGGAUUGGGAACCACCUCUCAAGCGCAAAUACCCCAUUAAUCUCCACGAAACUCAUCGCGUCGGCCCAGAGCAAUUCCACAUGACAAGGUCCAAGACCAAACAACCUCCAGAGACGCUGCCAGCUCUGGAAGUACUUGAGUCUGAGAACUCCUCGAUGGUCUCAGGCCGCACCGGAGAAGACCAGCAUGGCGGUCCAUCACCAGAACGACUACGCAUAAGGUCACGCCCACUGCUUGUGCAUCUGGACAAGCUGACUAGUAGUAUACCGAUGAACUUUUCGGAACAGGAACAGUUGGAUGGGACAGUGGUUUACAGCAGCGUUUUGUUUCUUCGGCCUUUCAAAUACUUCGUCAAGAACCAUCGCCCCAUCAGAGAAAGUAUCGUGGACGUGGAGGCCAGGAUUCAGGCGGACGUGUCUGCCAAAUUGACAUCUGCUUCAAAUUUGGGGCAACGGUCCAACCCACAGCGGAAAGCACUAUUUGAAGACGCAGACCUGCUGGAAGAUCUCAAGCUACUGAUUGACUUUAUCGACAAUAACUUGAAACCCACGCUCAACCUCCGAGAGCAACUCAAGGACGGAACAGCCAAGGAAAUUGAAUACGGUGAUCUGUGGCAUCUCUUCGAGAGAGGAGAUAUCGUUGUCCCCAAAACCGAACAAAAUCACGCUUACCGAGUAGUCAACUUUGCCGGCGGUCGCGAGCUCCUCAGCUACAAAAUCGACGCCGAAAAGAAGGAAACGCAGGCACCCUUGGAUGGAUUCAUCGUGGAUUGCAUUAACCUGAGCUACGAUGGAUCUUCGUACGUCCCGAAACUUACCAAGGUAACCAUUAAAAAGUUUUAUGGGAGCCAACCGAUCACAUCUUUACCAAUCUAUCCUCUGAAGUUUGCGCACAACAGCGAAACCUUGCGCGAAACAUUCACAGAGAAUGGAAAGAGAUUCAUCGACUUGACGGACAAGGCUUACUGCCACAAGCUCUUCAGGGGCAAAACUCUUGAUGAGCCACCACACGAAAUGGAGGCUCAAGUCAUCGUGGAUACGACGCUAGCCAUCGUUGAGAACCCAAAAUGGCGGCUAGACUCAAGCAUUCCAAUCGACGACUUCACCAAAAUGGAUAGAAGAGAGACAACCGCAGAACCUUGGUGUGGUCAUGGGGCCGAGACUUGUUGUGGGGGUGACUUUGUGUACAAAGACGGCGUGAUCGACGAGGCCAAAUCUCAGGAUUUCCUACGAGAGAUGUCUUGGACUCUCGGACCGCUCCAGGCGGAGGAUUUGGGGAAAGACGACCUCAUGUUGAUGCAACACUAUGUCCACGCUUUUGGAUUGCGGUCACGGCAAUGGAUCACCGUUUUAUCAAAAGACCUCAGCGAUGUCAAGUUCGCUAACAGCUUCGACGAUUUGGUCCUUCCCGGCAAGCAUGGGCCUACCGUUCGCGCCCUUGUCGACAACCACGAGGCUCUGAGGGCAACGCAAUCUGCGAAGUCUCCUUCGCCAACCAGACGCAGCGUAGGAUCAUGUCUUGAUCUAGUCCAAGGCAAGGGGGCGGGGCUGAUUAUUCUUUUGCACGGCCCUCCAGGUGUCGGUAAAACGUCGACAGCAGAGUGCGUUGCCGAUGACACGCAACGACCGCUCUAUCCCAUCACGUGUGGAGAUAUUGGCGACACUGCCCUCGAAGUCGAGAAGAACCUUCAGCACAACUUCCAGCUUGCUCACAAAUGGGGAUGCGUUUUAUUGCUCGACGAGGCCGACGUAUUUCUUGCUAAGAGAAGCAAGAGCGACCUACGCCACAACGCCGUUACGAGUGUCUUUCUUCGAAGCCUGGAGUACUACGCCGGUAUUUUGUUCUUGACUACGAAUAGGGUAGGCACUAUGGAUCCCGCGUUCAAGUCUCGGAUCCAACUGUGUCUCUUCUAUCCCAAGCUCGAACUCGACGUAACGAAGAAGCUGUAUAAGAUGUUCAUCAAGCGAGCCAAGGAGGAACAAGCUGAACGGGGUAGUCGAGACUUCGUGAUCAACAAGUCUGAGAUCAUGGAGUUCGCCAAAGAGAAUUUCCGAGACCUCUCGAGCAAGAAGCGAGAUACAUGGAAUGGCAGACAAAUUCGAAAUGCAUUCCAAACAGCCAUAGCUCUAACUGAGCACGAAGGCAAAUCACGCAAACCGGAAGAUCCUUUGCCAGUGCUCGGAAAGGAGCAGUUCAGAACGGUGGCGAGUGGAUUCGACAAAUUCGACGAGUAUCUCAUCGCAACGGUGGGUCGCUCGGAGAGUGACGAAGCCCGCCGCGAUAGUUGGAGAAAUGACCAUUACAUGACCAUGCCUCCAUACUCGCAAAUGCCAGCUAUGCCAGCACCUAUUUCAAUGCAGAGAAGCAUGUAUCCAGGUCAGCAACCACAGGUCACCGUGCCAACUGCAGCUGGAGUGGAUAGUGAUACGGACGACUCGGACUCGGAGACGGACAGCGACGAGGAAAAGGCUGGUAAACGUCAUGGUAACAUGAAGAGUCGAACAGACAAGAGCUCGGACCUAGGGCCGACUGGACAGCAGGAGCAGAUGGUCACGCUCACCAUAGAACAGUUGGAGUCCAUGCUCAAAUCUCGGGAGGGACAGGGAAAACGGUGA